Molecule: messenger RNA, 2995 nt
Organism: Saprolegnia parasitica CBS 223.65
Lineage: Eukaryota; Oomycota; Saprolegniomycetes; Saprolegniales; Saprolegniaceae
Exons: 14
Coding region: 716-2995 (759 amino acids)
Cellular component (GO): plasma membrane
Molecular function (GO): calcium-activated cation channel activity
Source: RefSeq, a predicted model, not a curated record
ACUUUUUGAACGCAACACAAUCGGUAGCAAGCAGGGACGGACGGAUGCUGCUCCUGCGCCUUGCUCUGGUCGCGUGGACGGCGCUGGCCGCGCUCGCGGACGUCGGUAAGCUUAAGUUCCCGUCAGGAAGCCUCGUGCUCGUCGUCGGCGGCAACAUCACGACGGGUAUCUCCUGCGACCCGCCGCCUGCCUCGGACCUUCUGGUCAAGAUGAUCCUCACGAGCCGUGGAGGCGCCGGCGCCGGUAGCUUUCCCGUCAUUACGCCCAACCCGUGCGCAUCUCUGCCGGCGCGAAUGCAUCGGCCUUCAACAUUGUGGGCCACGGCGAAGGUCGCUACUACAUCCAGUACCAUCUCGCGGAAGGCCCGAGCUACGAGACCAACCACGACGAGUCGGUGAUCCUCGUGCUCAACGCCAACGACGGCUGGGAAGGCAUCUGGUUCCAAGUGCAGCUCAACGUUGCCGUCUUUGGCGCGGGUUUUCUUCUCUUCCUCAUUCGCCGCGUCUGGCCGCAUCUCGCCGUGCCGUUCUGGAACGCCCACCGCGAAGGCCUGUUUGAAAAGUUCAACUACGAAGGCUUGACGUCCAUCAAGUUUCAGGACAAGUACGCGUCGAUCUGUGCGCCGACGGUCUGCGAGCGCCUCCAGCGCUUCUUCUCGCUGCCCUGCGACAGCAAGGACGUCGUCGACAUUGCCGGCGUCGACGCCGCGCUGAGCAUGCAUCUGCAAAAGGACAUGGCCCAUUUCUUCGCCAUCAUGAGCGUCCUCAGCAUCGGCGUCCUCAUGCCCAUCCACUAUGUCUCGGGCCGCGACAGCCGCGACGGCAGCAUCGUCGCGUUUCAGCAGACGACGAUCGGCAAUGUGCCGCUCCAGAGUCCGUGGUACUGGGGCCACGUCGCCAUGUGCUAUGUCACCGCGGCGCUCAUCAUUUUUCUUCUCAAGCGGCAAAACGCGGUCGGGCGCCGCUUGCAUGUCGACGCCACGCGCAUGCUCGGCGCACGCAGCAUCCUCAUCCACGCCGGUCUUCCGAAAGAGUGGAGCAGCUACCAGCUCAAGCGGCAGCUCGCAACCUUCUUUCCUGUGGACGAUAUCAAGACCGCGGUCGCCGUCCAUGACCUCCAGGCACUCUACCGCAUUUUGGACGAGCGUGUCGCGCUGCGUAGCGAGUACAACCGUCUCUUGCAAACGUACGCCAAGCAGCAAUCCGGGACGCUCCCGAGCUUCAUGCUCUGGUGCCCCGGGUCGUUUUGCUGCCCGUCGAUCCCGAACGUCUUCCGCUCGUUCACGCAGUGCCUUCCGUGCAAGGCGCUGUGCUGCGCGCGCUCGGGCGGGCGAAACGCGAUCGAGUACUCGCCCAACCACAGUGGCGACCGCGACAUUGAACGCAUUCUGGAGCUUGCCUUGCCGCGCGACCGCCAGCGCGCCGAAGCGAUUCGUGACCGCCUCAACUCGUUCCCCAAGCAUGUCCUUGAGCUCUACGCCCAGCGGCGGGGCACGGGCGCGGCGUUCGUCGUCUUUCGCAGUACCGAGGCCAAAGGUCGGUUCCUCGAGCUCGUGGCCAAGGCGAAGCGCUCCAAGAAGAUGCUGCACUGGCCGCAAAUCUCGCAGCGCGACUUGCUCGAGCUCGAAGAGAACGCCGAGCCGCAAGAUCUGAGUGUCCUCAAGCCCCUCGUCGUGCAGAACGCGCCAGAGCCACAAGACGUCAACUGGACCAAUCUGACGUACCAGCCGCGGUCCAUCAAGCGCUUUCUCAAGUUUAUCUUUUACCAGUGCACGACGCUGUUCAUCCUCGUGGUGUUUUCAACGCCGACCGCCGUCCUCAUCUACGUCAACCUCGACAACGACAGCCCCGUGUACAAGCUCUUCACGCGCGAAGUCGACAACGUCGUGACCAAGUUUAUUACCGCGUACUUGCCCUCGCUCAUGCUCAUCAUUGUCAACUGGUGCUUGCUCACGUGUCUCUUUUACACGUCGUUCUUUGAGCCAUGGCUCUCCGAGUCGGAGCGCCAGCGCAGUUUUCUGCGCAAGGGCUUUGCCUACCUCCUCCUCAGCUCGAUCAUUCUGCCGUCGAUCGGCGUCACGGCCGUCUACUUGGCGAACGGCCAAGGGGGCUUUGACCGCGGGUCCGAAGUCGCGUACGUUGAGAAGUUUAUGUUUCAACUGUGCCGCAACUUUUUCAUCGCCUACGUCUGCCAGCGGGCCUUUCUCGGCUCGAUCUUCCAACUGCUGCGCAUUGGCGAGCGCCUCGUCUACCAGCCGUGGCUCAAGGCCCGCGCGAUCACGGCCGCCGAAAUGAAGGAAGCCGAUAUGCCGUGGCCUUUCUACUAUGGCUACGACUACUCGAUCGUGCUCAGCGUCUUUAUGGUCGCCCUCCUCGGCAUCGUGCUCUCGCCGCUCCUGACGCCGUUUGGCGCGCUCUACUUUUACAUGAAGUUUUACACGAUGAAGUACAACCUGCUCUACGUGCACCCGCGGAGCUCGGGGCGCGGCGACGUGGCGCGCUCGGCCUACAACAUUGUGUUUGUGUGCCUCCUCAUCUUCGAGGCGUGCGUUCUCUUUGUCAUCCUCGAGGUCGGCCAGCGCGAGCAGUUUCUGGCCAUGGCGCUCCUCAUGGCGGCCACGAUCGUCUUGUACUUUUCGUGGUGGCAGGAGCUCAACCAGAGCUUCGUGCCUGUGACGCCCGCGAUCGCCAAGUACCUCCAGAAGGACUACAAGCGCGAGACGGCGCACAAGUCGCUCGUCGUGACGACGAUGCGGCAGGGAAAGCUGGCCGACAUGAGUCCAGACGAGCAGCUGCGGUACGCGUUUGGGCGGCUCAUGGCCAUGACGGCUGCGCUGCGCGAGAAGGACGAGAAGCGCGCGUACAUCAACCCGUACGACGCCGGUCUCAAGGUGUUUUCGUGCCUCUACACGCAGCAGCAGCGCUGCGACGCAAUGGAGGCCAAGCGCUACGCGUUCCAGCUCCUCAAGCGCAAGACGACGCUGCAUACCAAGUAG